CUUUCUUUUCUUCUCCUCCUUCCCAAUUGAAAUGACGCGGAACCAGACUGAAUAGCUCCCGGUCUCUUGCCUGCCCAAUCUCUAGAGCUCCGUCUCCGACUUACAUUCGUCGGAGAUUCAAAUUCGUUCCGGCGAUCCUAUAGUCCUCCAAAAUUACUCCAACUCCUCAACGAGAACAGAUGGAAGAAGAAGAACUCCAUUGCAAUAGUUCGUCACAAGCACCUGUUGGGGAUCUGAAUAAUCAGUGCAUAAAGCAGGAUGGCAAAGGAGAAACCGAGGUGUUGGAUGCUCGAACCUCCCUUGAAGAGAAGAAAGAGUUUGUUGCACCAGCAGUAGGAAUGGAAUUCGAGACCUAUGAUGAUGCAUACAACUACUAUAACUGCUACGCCAGAGAAGUUGGAUUUCGUGUUAGAGUCAAGAACUCCUGGUUCAAGAGGAACAGCAAAGAGAAGUAUGGUGCAGUGCUUUGUUGCAGCAGCCAAGGGUUCAAACGAAUUAAAGAUGUAAACCGCCUGAGGAAGGAAACCCGAACCGGUUGUCCUGCAAUGGUAAGGAUGAGGCUCGUGGAAUCUAUGAGGUGGCGUGUGCUGGAAGUUGCCCUUGAACAUAAUCACUUGCUAGGCAGUAAGCUCCAUAAAUCGAUCAAGAAGAUCAAUGGUGGUAGCACCAAAAGGAAGGUAUCGAGUACGGAUGGUGAGGUGCGAAAGAUUAAGCUCUACCGGGCACUUGUUAUAGAUUCUGGAGGUCAAACAGGAUUAAGUGCAAGAGAAGUAAAAACAUUUCCCGAGCUUCCUAAUCAGCUGAACUUGAAAAAGGGUGAUGCACAAGCUAUCUACAACUACUUUUGUAGAAUGCAGUUGACCAAUCCGAGUUUCUUCUACUCGAUGGAUCUGAACGACGAGGGGCAUCUGAGGAACGUUUUCUGGAUCGAUGCUAGGUCGAGGGCUUCGUGCAGUUACUUUGUCGACAGCAUAUUUGUAGACAACUCGUACUUGUCAGGUAAAUAUGAGAUCCCUCUCGUCACAUUUGUGGGAACGAAUCACCAUGGUCAGUCUGUCUUGCUUGGAUGUGGUCUACUUUCUGGCGAGACAACCGAGUCUUACCUUUGGCUAUUCAAGACAUGGCUCCACUGCAUACCGGGAAGAAUGUCUCCACAGACCAUUAUCACCGACAGGUGUAAGUUCUUGGAGAAAGCAAUUGCACAGAUGUUUCCCAAAUCACACCAUUGUUUCAGUUUGGUACACAUCAUGAGACGAAUUCCUGAGAAACUAGGAGGCUUAGGAAACUAUGAUGCAAUUAGGAAGGCAUUUGGGAAAGCGGUUUAUGAUUCGAUGAAAGUAAUUGAGUUUGAAGCAGCAUGGGGCUACAUGAUCCAGCUUGUUGGAGUUUCUGACCACGAAUGGCUUCGAUCAUUGUAUGAAGAUCGCCUCAAGUGGGUCCCGGUGUAUCUCAAGGAUGCAUACUUUGCUGGUAUAGGAGAGAAUCUUCAUCCGUUCUUCGACAAGUACAUCCACAAGCAAACACCAUUGAAGGAGUUCCUCGAUAAGUAUGAGCUGGCAUUGCACAAGAAGCACAAGGAGGAAACCCUCGCUGAUAUCGAGUCGAGAAGCGCUUCGGCACUUGCCCUGAGGAGCAGGUGCUCAUUCGAGCUGCAGCUUUCCAAAGUCUACACUAGGGAGCUGUUCAAGAAAUUUCAGUUCGAGGUGGAAGAGAUGUAUUCAUGUUUCAACACGAUGCAGAUUCACGUGGAUGGCCCAAUUGUGAUAUUCCUGGUCAAGGAAAGGGUUCUGCUUGGUGAAGGGAACAGGAGAGAAGUGAGGGACUAUGAGGUUCUGUACAAUAGAAGUGGGUCAGAAGUUCGUUGCAUAUGCAGCCGCUUUAACUUCUCUGGUUAUUUGUGUCGGCAUGCUUUGUGUGUACUGAACUUUAAUGGCGUGGAGGAAGUUCCUGGAAGGUAUGUACUGUCCAGAUGGAGGAAGGAUUACAAGCGGAUGUAUGUGCCUUCGGAUCAUGGCUCGGGUGAAGCUGUCGUUGAUGCUACUGACCGUGUGGAGUGGCUCAACCGGUUGCAUCGGAGUGCUUUGCGGAUCGUGGAAGAAGGGUUGGGUUCGGUCGAGGGUUAUGAUGCUGCGUUGCAGGCCUUUGAGGAGUCGCUGAAUAGGGUUCAUGAGGUGGAAGAACGAGUGAAUGUGUAGAGAAUGUGCAGUUGGUUCAUUAUCAUUCUUUUGUACAAAUGGAGGCUUUGUUUCGAUUGAAUCUUGUGUAUAAAAACUAAAAAGGUUGGAAGUGUGACUAACAUGAUGUAUCUUCUGUGACUCUGAAAUGCGAACUUCGUUCGAGUUGAACAAUCAAGGAAUUUUCUUUGCUCAAUUGCUUCAAGAAUCUUAGUUUGAGCAAACUUCAUG
Molecule: messenger RNA, 2405 nt
Organism: Linum tenue
Lineage: Eukaryota; Viridiplantae; Streptophyta; Magnoliopsida; Malpighiales; Linaceae
Source: the annotation of a GenBank genome assembly